UCGUCGACAAGGCAAUGUAAACAAUAUGGCUUCCAAAAUUUGAUCUCUCAUCUUUCCGAACUCCGACGACUAAAAGUAGCUGAACGAAUCGCAUGUUUAUCGACUGGACAUGCCCUUAACCAACAUUUCAGUGAAGUUUUUAUGAUAUAAUUGCUGACAAGAUGUCUAUGUACAGUACCAGACCAACCACAAUAAGAAGUGGCAUUACUCUGAAACCAAAAUAUAAUGUCCAGCACUGUUCAGAUAAACAUACAGAAGAACAAAAAGAUAUAGUGAGAAAUGCUCAGGCAGAACUACAUACAAUAAUUACAGCAUUGGAAGUAGUGAAGUCAGAUCAAGAGGUUGACCGACUCAGAGAGGACUGUGUGAAGAUCAAAGAAAAAGUAGAUAAAGCUUUGUUGACCUUGAAAAUCUUGUAUAAAAUAAAUGCUGAGUUACAGUAUGCGAGAGCAGAUGUCCGGCAUGGAGAAGGGGAGCUGAUCACCAUUGCUCGUAAACGUGUAAAAUGGUUAGAGGAUCGUAUGGCCACGCUUUGUGGUAAAAAUAAGCGACAGGGUCAAACUGGACUAAGACAAUCUCAUAAAACAUACACAACAGCUGUAACGUUUCGAUCAGACAGUGAGGACUUUAGUGAACAAAGACUUCCUCCCAUUAGUCAGAGACCAGGUUAUUCAGAUGAUGAAGGUCCUAGUUCACUGUAUACACCAUCUAUCAGUGGAUCAGAAGAUUUACAAGAACUACAGAGAGGACAAAGAGGGAUGAUGGACACACCUAUGUCAGAGGCCUCAUCAGAAGUACCUACUACUACAGCUUACAAACAAACAGAGGAGGAUUCAGAUGAAUCUGAUAUAGAAUCCAGUACAAAGAAAGGAUCCAGUACUAGUUCUUCUGAGAGAAAAGAUACCAGUUCAGGACAGUCAGAAGCAGGAGACCAGUUAGGUGAACUGCCUUCUGUAUUCCAGAAGAAAGAAUUUAUACAAACAAGUUCUCCCCAACCAAUUGUUAUAACAGCUACAGUUCAGGAAGAAGAUGAGGAGGAAGAAGAGAAUGAUGAGGAGGAGGAAGAAAAAGAGGAUGAUAAACCUCAAGGUCAAGAGGAAGUACAACCUGAUAAGGUCAAAGGUCAGGAACAAGAAGCAGUUGGUGAACAAGAGGAAACACAAGAGAAAAACGGUGCUGAAAAGCAAGAAAAAACUUUCCUUACAGAAGUUUCUGCUGUCACAAACAAAAGUCGUGUAACCAUAGUAACACCCACAAGAGAAGACACACGACAAGCUUUUCUAAGAGAUGUAGAAGAAGAGGACAGAGAUGUUGUAUUGGAGUACUGGCAAUCAGAACAUCACAGGUUUGAGUACGGAGAACAUUACGAUGUUAUGUUACAGUUAGAUCCUCUGUCUUAUCAUCAGAUGCCGCUAGCUGUACCGGGUAGUUUUCUACAAAAAUAUGAGAAAGAAUUUGAAGGUCUUCCCUGGAGAAAGCUGGAAAAACAUGAAAUCGAUGUUUCAACUGUUUACAAAGGAGAUUUGGAUAAGCUGGCCAAGAGAGUAUACAGAAUGUAUGACAAAGUGUACCAGGCUACAAUGUUAUCUGUCAAACCAACCAAGGUAGAAAAUGAGAGGACCAGGUCCCAGUCACUCAUCUUUCAAAACAGAGAAAUGAUGAGCAAAGAAAGUACAAUGGUGGGUUCAACAAGGAUGCAGACAGCUGCCACUAGUUGUUUACCAAGUGAGAUAUCCAGAAUGAUGUCUGUUCAACCAGCCAUACCUAUUAAAAUGCCAAAGAGAUUACUGAAUAAUAGAAAAUCUCCUCCCAUAGUGUAUUAUCCUAAACCAAUACCACCACCAGAUGUUUUACCUUUAACUAGAACGACAAGAGGAAAGGAGUACCCUAGAUUGGUAGAGUCCUUCACAGAUCCUGAUCCUGUUAGACGUAAACCUGCUGUUCGUGUCUGUGACCAGGGUAAACUUGCACAGGAAACCAGAUUAACACUGUAUAAAGAGAAAGUCAAAGGUAGAAGGAAGGGACCCAGUACAACAGAGAAGAAAUUCAGACUAAUGUUACAACAGGAACAGAGUACUGUUAGCACACCUAAAUCUGACAGAGCCAGGUCAAGACCAUUAGUAGUGAGAAUGGAUACUAAGAUGUCUCAAGAGGAGGAAAACCAAGAUAUUGUUGAUGACGAUAGUAGCCAAGCAAGCAGUUGGAAUAAACUGAAGCCUAAGAGCCAGGAGUAUGCUGGUUUGAAAUGGGAAAGAGUAAAGACUAUCGUUCACAAUAAUCUGACUUCUAAAAGAAUAGAUGAAAGAGUUGAUGCUACAAAGCAUCUAGGUUUACUGAGAUGUGGAGAUGCUACUGUGAUAUAUGCUUUGAAAGAAAGAAUGAAAUUAGAUGAAGAACAGAGAGUUAGAUAUGAAGCUGCCAAAUCUCUUAUUCUUGUCGGAUGGUGGGAAGAGGAAGUAAUACAAGUCAUUCUGAAAUACCUGGUGAUAGGUAACACUGAGGUCAGACUAGACUUAAUCAGUACCAUGAUUGAUGAUAAAAAUGUCCAGUAUGUUAAUAAGUCAAUCAAUACAUUCCCAGAGCUUGUAAAAGUGCUGAGUCAUUUCUGCUGUAAUCCCGACCCAGACGAUCAGAUCUCAUUCGAAGCCUCUGUUUUAUUGGGAAGACUCUGUGUGUCAGAUGAAAAUGCCAGAUUUAAACUGAAACAGUCAUUAGAGUUCAGUAAUGAUACACAUGUCAAAGCAAAGUCUUUGGAGAUUUUAGUGAAGCAGUUGAAUGUAACAGACAAUGAUAUAGUCCAGAGUACACUUAAGAUGUUGAGUAAAUCCUCUGUGUGGAAACAUCGCUGUCUGGCGGCAGAACUUCUUAUUACUUUAGGCCAGAUUCAUGUUUUUGCUGAAACAAAAGAAGAAGAUGUAUACACUAUACUGGAACGAAGGCUGUGGGAUGACCCAACUGUUGAUGUAAGAUUAUCAUCAGCCAAAGCUUUGGCGGCAUUGGGCAUGUUUUCAAAGGCUUGUGAGAAAACAGAAAAGAAUCUAGAAGAUCCAGAUGAAGACACAAGGAGCCAAGCAGUUAUAUCUGUGGGUACACUUGGAAUGAAAAAUGAAAGAAUUAUAAGAAUCCUGUUAGAAAUGUUAGAAUUAGACUCCAGUGACUAUGUUAGAUUAAUGGUUGUGAGGACGUUUGUGACAUUAAAACUUAUUGACAAGAGAGUUAUGAGAGCUUUAAGAGAAAGAGAAAGAGCUGAAGGACCAUUGUCAAGAGAAUCAAAGAAAGCAAUAAAAGCAUUAGAGUCCUUGGUAUCAUUAGGGAGUCCAGUGCUUGGUAGAAAGUCAUACACACCAUCCAGGAGGGCUGGUAGUUCACAAGGACAAAAUAGACUUGUACAGAGUGUGGCAUAAAAUUUCAAUCUAUUUGUUAUGUUGAAACAUUGUAAUUUUGAAGGGUAACACUGCCAAAAAUUUCAGUUAUCCAGUAUCUUAAAUAUUUGGAAAACCUAUGGAUAUU
This is a messenger RNA of Mytilus trossulus (common blue mussel), 3510 nucleotides long. RefSeq lists its product as uncharacterized. The record is from RefSeq and is a predicted model, not a curated record. The coding region runs from base 162 to 3404 and encodes 1080 amino acids. The transcript is spliced from 27 exons. NCBI's taxonomy places the organism in Eukaryota, Metazoa, Mollusca, Bivalvia, Mytilida, Mytilidae.